Toxorhynchites rutilus septentrionalis is the source of this 1143-nucleotide messenger RNA. Its product is annotated as probable endochitinase. The transcript has 2 exons. Gene Ontology annotation, molecular function: chitin binding. The record is from RefSeq and is a predicted model, not a curated record. The coding region runs from base 25 to 858 and encodes 277 amino acids. Gene Ontology annotation, cellular component: extracellular region. NCBI's taxonomy places the organism in Eukaryota, Metazoa, Arthropoda, Insecta, Diptera, Culicidae.
UGCAGAUACUCUUCGUUUUAAACUAUGGAUUCUCUAAUUUUGGUUAUCAUAGUUGCUGCGCUAUCAGUACAGUUUUGUACAGCACAGAGUCCACAAGACGUCUGCAAAGGUGUCUCAAAUAAUAAUUUCGUGGCGAAUCCCGAAGAUUGCAGCAGUUUCUAUAUAUGUGUUGACGAAAUAGGCCGGGUCGAAAACUGUCCCGCAGGGACUAAAUUCGAUUAUUUGAAAGGAUACUGCAGCUUCGAUGAUGAGGUGGCCUGUAAAAAAAUGGAAGAAGUCACGGAAACAACAGUUGCGGAUUCUUCUGAAAUGGCACCUAUAACGACCACCACCGAAAGAUUAACUACCGCAGUGAGCACAUCAGUUCCAACAACAGUCACCACUUCUAAACAAACGACAGAAUUGACCGAAUCAACUGAAGCAACCGAAACCACCACCAUUGCAUCAAACAGCAAUGCGAAAGAGUUCUGUAAAACGGCAGAUCCAAACGUUUUGAACUUUCUGCCGAGCACGACAAAUUGUGAACAAUACUUCAUCUGCAUGAACGGGGAACCAUUUCAGUUACAGUGUGCUUCUGGAAGUCAUUGGAAUGAUCAAAGGCAGUUCUGUGAUGACCCAAAAAUGGCUAAUUGUCAGGUGAAUCCUCCGAAUGUCGAUGAUCUUGAAUGUCCAUCACGAGGCAGCGCUUUCUUUCCGCAUCCGAAAAUUUGUGAAUUUUACUUCUCUUGUGACCAGGGUAAAAUGACUCUGCAAAGAUGUCCCUUCUACUAUCAAUGGGAUACAAGCAAGGAAACAUGCGUCAUGAAACACCUAGCCAGAUGCGACAAGGCAACAAUAUCUCAGUAUAGGUGGACCUGAACAUAGAUAUAUUAGUAAUACGAAACAAAAUUCAGCAACUGAACGCUGCACUGAAACACUCUCAGAAUAUUUUUGGAACGAUCUUUAAUGUUACUGUUAAGUAAGAUGUGACAAUAGGUCUAGCCUUCAAUUUGUCGUUUUUAGUAAAGAAUUGAGGUGUGUGGUGAUUAAUAUGGGUCCGCUGAAGAUGACUAAUAGUUGAAGAUGACGUUUUAUUAUCUUGUAAAAUUUGUUAUCUUUUAAUUGUUUUUGUUUCAAUCAAUGUAUUUAUUUCCGUUGUAAUAU